Messenger RNA from Phragmites australis (common reed), 1161 nucleotides. Its product is annotated as plastid division protein PDV2-like. Bases 107 to 970 code for a protein of 287 amino acids. NCBI's taxonomy places the organism in Eukaryota, Viridiplantae, Streptophyta, Magnoliopsida, Poales, Poaceae. The transcript is spliced from 2 exons. The record is from RefSeq and is a predicted model, not a curated record. Gene Ontology annotation, biological process: chloroplast fission.
CCACCACAGCCGAGCCACGCGCACCACGACGAAGGCGGAGCUGGCCACCACUGGUCGCUGCUGCUAGCCCUGGGUUUUGCUAGGGCUUUACCCCGCGGCGGCGGCGAUGGAGGCGGAGGAGAUAGGCCUCGUCCUCGCCCGCGCCUCCGACCUCCGCUCCAGGAUAUCCGCGGUGGGGUCGCAGCGGGGCGACGCCGAGGAGGCGGCGCUGAAGCGGUUGGGCGCCCCGGGGGAGGACGAGGAGAUGGAGAGCCUAGUCGGCAUCAGCGACGCGCUCGAGUCCCUCGAGCGGCAGCUCGCCACUCUGCAGGACCUCCAGCACCAGCAAAGAUAUGAACGAGAAACCAUCUUGAUCCAGAUCGACCGUAGUCGGAGAUUCCUACUUAACAAGCUCAAAGAAUACAAGGGGCAGGACUGUGAGGUAAUACAUGAGGCUGCCGCUUUUGCCGGUGAAAAAAUUGAACAUGACGAUGGUCUAAUCCUUCCUCCUUACUCAAACCAUGUCACCAAUUCGUUUGUGCUCAACGAUCUGUAUCCUCUAGACUACGUGUCCAAGUCCAAGCGCUUGCAUAACGGACUGGACUCUGAUGGCACGGCUCAAGACGAUACAAUAACAAACGGGCUAGAGAGCAGAAAUACUAGCACCUCAAACCGCAGUUUGCGAGGAGGGAUUGGGUCCUUCAUUGGAUGGAUGGCUAAAACGGCAGUCAUGGUUGUAGGCGCUGUAUCUAUCAUGAAGGCUGCUGGCUACGAGCCUGUGAUAGCUAGAAAUAGCAUCAAGUUGGACAUCGUGGGGCUGUUCAGUAAAGAGGCAACCAGCAGAGAAGAGCGGCGGAGUACUUUGCAUUGCCCUCCAGGUAAAGUGAUGGUGCUCGAGGAUGGCAGGGCUCACUGUGUUGUGAAGGAAAGAGUUGAGAUACCCUUCGAUGCCAACCUGGCAUCCCCGAAUGCAAGCUAUGGUUUAGGCUGAAAUCGGCCAAUGUGGAUAUUAGGAUCUAGCUCGUCCCUGAGGGGUUCUGGAGGAAUUGUGACUUGAGUUUUGUAAAUCGGCCCAUCACUUCAAUUGUUUCUUUUAUUUCUUCAUUUGGCGCUGAACAUGCUCAUUGAGGUCUUCAAGCUUGUGUAUUGUGCCCCAUGUUAAAAUCACGGCUUUCUUGUUCA